CUCAUGUCUUCUGUUAUCGAUAAUUUGUUUGUUAUCAUUUUAUUCGGCAUCAUCCAUCGUUUUGAAGCACUGAUCGAACUCCCAAAAGUGGAACUGAACGAUCUCGUAAGAACAGAAAGAAUUAUAAGAAACACAACAAAUAACAUUUUAUCGAGUUUGAAAUUCAGAAAACCAAUAAACAGCACAAGGAUCAAAGAAUUUUCAACGUUACAUCACUAUUUUUUAUCUAUUACAUUUCGACAUUCGAAUACAUUGAGAGAAAUAGCUCGACUCACUAGAAUUGAUUAUAAAAAAUAUAAUAACUCAACGGAAAAUUUAACGACAGCUAUAAACGAAAUACUAGACGAUGGUCAAUGUUCGAAAGAAAAUAACAUAACCUCAAAUGAAGACACGAACGUACUUCUUUAUGUAGACAAUUUUCUAGCAAAACUCGAAUCCUUAAAAGAAAGUUAUGGCGUUAAUAAAGUAUUUUCCGAUAUUAAUUCUAAUAUAAUUAAGCUUUUAGAUGAAUCUAGACAAGCAGGUUUUAGAGCGAAAAAUAAAAAUGUAACGAAUUCAAACCCUAACAACAAUUUAUUUGACAGUAGUGAAUAUUGGGUUCCAAGCGGUCGACGCAUUUACAAAGGGGAGAGAACAAAAAUUAAACACUAUCCGUUCAUGGCCAGUAUUCAGAUUUUUGACGUGUUCCAAUGUGCCGGCUCUAUCAUUAAAUCGGAUCUUAUAAUUACAGCGUCUUCAUGUCUGCAAUUAGCUUGGAAUAAUCGUUUCUAUCGAGAGAAUCCAGCUUUCCUAGCUGUCCGUGUCGGUUCAUCAUUUUACAACAGUGGUGGGGAAAGAAUAGCCAUUUUAGAGAUUUAUUUCCACCCCGAUUACAAUCCAAAAAACCUUUGGAAUAACAUAUGCGUGUUACGUCUUGAAAGACAUAUAAAUUUUUUAAAAAAUAACGUAAAGAGUGUGAAGAAAAUAGCAAUUGAUAAAAAUCCUUGGAAUUUACCUGUUAAUACUCCAGGAAUUACGAUCAUUGGUUGGGGAGCUAAGUCGACCAGCAAUAAAGUGGGUGAUCCAUUUCAUAAUAUACUUUCAUUUUCACAUCUUGAUGUUUAUCCGACUAGAGAAUGUCAAGAAGUUUACAGCAAGGAGUAUGUCACGAAGCAAAAUUUUUGCGGCGGUUUCUUCUCAAAAGGUGGUGGUGCUUGCAAUCGUGAUGUAGGUGCCCCGGGUAUUAUUGGAGGGACUCUAGUCGGCGUGGUCAGCUUCGGAUCUCCAGUUUGUGGCACACCUGAUGCGCCAACCGUCUUCACCAAGGUCGGCUACUACUAUCGAUGGAUAGAGACGAUCAUGGAUAUGCAUGUACCUCAUAGUAAAAAGAAAGCAACAACAAAAUACACUCUUGAUCCGUAUGAACAAUAUUUAACAACAACUCCUGCAACAACGACGUUUAAAAUAGAACCGCUUUUAGGUGCAAAACCUCCUUCAGUGCUCGAUGAUACGGAAUACGAAGAUAAUGAGAACACGUUACGUACACUUGAUGAUAAAUUGUUCCAAGAAUUUCUAGAAACUAUGUUCGGUAGUAACGAAGUGCAGAAAUACGAAGAUGUGAUACAUCAAGACGCGAACGCUUUAAGAGAUACUAAAGAUAAACUGACAGUUAAAAGUAAAAUCGAAGUAACUACGACUGAAAUUUCAGUUCAGGCUGUUACAUAUGCAUAUGAUUCUGAAGUAGAAAGUCCUCGGACACAAAUCAUACCCGUAGAUACAUACGAAAUGACAGACAAAGUACCAGUUACAGAAAAUAUUGAAGUCGAAGAAUCGUAUCAUAGCAAAUACGUUAGUGAUUCAAAACAUAAAUCUAAAAUCGAAAGAAACAAACCUAAAGAUAUUGUCUAUGAAAUACCAGUUACAACUACAGAAGAAGCACAAGAAAUAUACCUUGAACUAGCUCCAGAUUCAGGUAGAGAUUCUGAACAAUCCAACGACAAUCAAGAACAAUCAAUCGACAAUCAAGAACAGAUUGUUGACCAAUCAGAGUCUAAAUCAGAGGGUGUGUCUAAAGAGAAUUCAGAAAUAUCCUCCGCUGAUAUUAGCGAUAUACCAGGAGAAGAAGUCAUAGCAGAGCUAUUAGAUGAAAUUGAUUUCAAUCAAAUUUUAAGAGAGGUCUCCACUGAUGCUACAAUAUCUAAAACUUCUCGCUCGAGUUAUGCGACUAAAUUACAGAGACAUAGAUUCCUAAGUACUACUACGGAAUCUAUAAACACUAAAAACUCCUACAAUAUUCCUCGUGAAUUAAAAAGUGCAGAUGGCGUUGUCGAAUCUGGUAAUAAUUCAUUACUAACAUUAUUAUACAUAUCAGAUGGAGAAAGGAAAAGAAAUGAAAACAAAUAUAAUUUGAAUGUUGAAAUUAGUAGAAGUAAAAAAAUUGAUCCGAGACAUUAUAAAAGAGAUAAUGCAUUAAACGAUUUGGGUCCAAAAACUGAACUUUAUAGGAUUAUAUCACGUGUUAUUGAAGCUGCUAUGAGUAAUCAAAAAUAACAUAAUCCUUUUGAUA
This is a messenger RNA of Papilio machaon (common yellow swallowtail), 2545 nucleotides long. RefSeq lists its product as uncharacterized. NCBI's taxonomy places the organism in Eukaryota, Metazoa, Arthropoda, Insecta, Lepidoptera, Papilionidae. The record is from RefSeq and is a predicted model, not a curated record. Gene Ontology annotation, molecular function: serine-type endopeptidase activity. The coding region runs from base 4 to 2529 and encodes 841 amino acids. The transcript has 7 exons. Gene Ontology annotation, biological process: proteolysis.